Molecule: messenger RNA, 16397 nt
Organism: Porites lobata
Lineage: Eukaryota; Metazoa; Cnidaria; Anthozoa; Scleractinia; Poritidae
Source: the annotation of a GenBank genome assembly
AUGGACUCUUCAUACACCAUAUCCCCAUCACUUUGGGAAAAGGAAAAGUCAAUCGCCCUCACUCUGAUGGAUAAACUUGAUAUAUCUCCUCUUGGGAUACACGUGGGUGUCAUGACGUUAAACUCAGAGGUAGACUUUCCUAUCGCUUUUAAUGGUUAUGCAGAUGCUGCUGAUUUGAAGACCAAAGUAAGGCAACUACAAUAUCACACCGGUUGGUCACGCACAGACCUUGGUUUGGCUGCCGUUAAAAAUCGGAUGUUUGCUGCACAGGCCGGGCUCAGGGAUAUACGUCUGGUUCCGAAAGUGCUUGUGGUAUUAAGUAACGGAAGGACAGAUGGUAAGCCUCCACAAUGCAAAGAUUACUCUCAAGACUGGUAAUAAUUGCUUAACUGAAUCUCGCGCGUGUCCUUGAAAUAAAAACAAAUUAGAUGAACUUCAUGAAAUUUUUUAGGGUCCCAGGAUCAAAAUGUGAACUGGGCACAGAGGGUCAAAGACGCCGCAGAUGAUCUGAAGCGUGCUAGAGUCAAAAUUGUGUGCGUUCAGAUUGGAGAAAAUCUGAGUCAAGAUCUUGUGAGGAUAGCAAGCGGGACAUCUCUAGUCUUUGGGCAAUCUGACAUUGAAGGCUUGGUAGGGACGAUUGUUGACAUGUGUGGAGAAAUGUGCGGUAAGACUGAGUUUAAGGGGUGAUUUGGUCAAUCGUAACUUUAAGGGCACCUUCUACUUUAUAAUGGCUUCAGGAAGCAAGUUGCUGAUCAGAUUAGUAUUUAGCAAUAGUGGAUGAGGCUGAGUAUGACAUUAAGAAGUACUAUGCAGAUCCCGCAGGGUGUUAUUCGCCUCGGCCAAUAUUACCCUCCAAGAUCUGAAAAAAAAUUCGAAUUCAAUAAAUAUUUUAUCAUUUAUUUAAAGAUAUUUGAUAAAAAUGCUUACCUCGAUCGAUGUGUUACUGAACAUUCCUGUCUUCAAAUGAUUGUCAGCAUUUCCCUUGCACAUAUUCUUCAAAUAGCAGCUGAGGGUCCGAAUGUGGUGGUAGCUCUGACGGUUGACGUUUAACAGUUAUUAGACCUUACAGAAGUGGAAAUUUACUACGAGAGUUUUAGUUAAGAUAAACUUCUAUAUAUAUUUAUAUAAACAAGUGUGUUUUGGAGGUUGUCUUGGCCUUUCACUUAUAAAAUUUUGAAAUAAUUUCAGAUAUUAGCAAGCUCCAAGGUCGUGUAAUGUCUGCAAGGAGUCGGUUUUUGAGAACAUAGGAACUGGUUUUCUAGUUUGGAGAUUCUUCAGGAGCCAGAAGUCCACGAAGAUCAGCUGAAAUACUAAAAAAAAGCAAGAUUUGAAAUGCCUUAAAAUGCUGGUGGUUAACAUCAAUCUGCAUUUUUGACGGGUGACGCUAAAAAAUUACCUUUUUAGGCCGUUUGACGGCUGACGGUUAAUGCCAUUGAGACCCUCGCAGCAUCUGUCGAGUGGUAUUCAUCUGUUAUUGCUAUGUUUUGGGGUAAUGUUCGGCUAUUUCCUCUUCGCAGAACGUGUGAAACUUAUUCGCCAUUUUCUUCAGCUCUACCAGCUGACCUACCUGGCCUUUUGAUGUCCCUUAACUGUGCAUGUGACUCAUCCUUGAUGAUAUUGGGGAACAUCUUCAGAAAUGGCCAACGAUAGCUAGUUAAGAAGAAUUAGCCGGAAAAUUCAAGUCGUUCCAAAACGGAGAAAUAUUUUGAAUGAAUGAAGAUAUCGAUUACUAGUCACUACUAGUAAGAGCUGAUUCGAGGGGAAAGAUUUUCACCGUUUGGCAUUGUGAUGACCUCUUGUUGAAGCUAUUAGUCACCAUAAGAGUGAAAUAUAUUUAUUCCCUCAGCAGUUAUGUAACCAUUAUGAAGUCAAAAGGAAAGCAUACAAAAUGUUUUCUUUUGUAAAUUUCCCCCAAAUUAUAGCCAUAUUUGAAUUAUUACGACUUUUACAAUUCUUUUCCGUUGGUGGUUUAUUAUAAGUUUACAAUUUUAGUCUUUUAGCGCGUGAGUUUUACACCUGUCCAGGUUAUUAACACAGUGUUUGGGUCUCUCUCCUGGUUAAUUAAUCAGCCGACGCGGUUCUAUAAAGUUCAGUGUCAAUAUAAUAUGUAACAUUUUGCAGCAGUCUGUGACAUGACCAGAAGCUGUCUGCGGCGGACGUAUUCAUUUAAGUGAGACACCACAUAUAUUUCAGAAAAUGGCAUAAUCCAUUAUGUCUACCAAGUGAGACACAGAAGUCGCUGGUAACGUUCCAGAAAAUCUCUUUGAAAACUAAGCUAAAGGUGUGCCGACAGCAAAAUAUUUGCUUACCCUUGACAUGAGUGAGAAGCAUAUUUCAAUGCUUGGGUAUGAAUGUUUCCUGUUUUAACUUUUUUUUAAAAAUCAAUUGUCUGCUUUUAUUUUUAAGGAAAGAUGGGAAACUCUUCAACACUACCUGCGACCACUGCGUUGCCACCACCAGCGAAAACCUCAUUUCCUGCAAUGGCUCCUCAACCUAGACCUGUACCCGUGCCCGCGCCUGCACCCUUUCCAGCACCAAUCCCCGCACCCUUACCGGCGCCCAUGCCGCAGACCUCACCAUAUCCAGUAGCACCUGCCGUCCCUCCGGGCGCAUGUCAGGUUCCUCAGUGUACUUUCCCUUCAGUUUGCAUUACAGCUGAAAUCUAUCAAACAUGCGUCGCUCCUACGUCGUCAUCCACUGGCAACACCACUUGUUCAACACCUGGUCCGUGUCGUACCACCUUUACCAGGACAGCAACGGACACAACAACUUUGACCAACACCCAGACAUUAACAAGCACCGAGGUUGCCACCAUUACAAGCACGGAUAUAGCGACACAGACAAGUACAGCGUAUGCGACAAAGACUUAUACUCAAACUGAUGUGUUGACUACUACAAGCACUGAGGCCGUUACAACCACGCAUCAUACCACAGAGACCAACACGGCUAUUUUGACCAGUCACGUGCCUGUUACGAAAACUUUGACUACGACCAGUACUGAUGUGUUCAACACUACAAACAUUGAUACUCUCACCAGCACUGCAACAAUUAAUACUACCAACACUGCACUAGUUACAAGCACACGGUAUGAAACUAAGACGAAUACAGCUGUGGCAACAAGUACUGCAACAGUCACGUCCACUACUGUUGUCAAAGCUACCACUACACUGACCACAACAAGCACUGGAAGGGCAACGAGUACCUUAGUAACCACGGCAACUAAGACAAACAUUGUCAACGCAACUCAAUAUGCCACUGAGACUCUAAAAAAGAUUUUGACUACUAUAGCAACCUCGACCAGUGUAGUUACAACAUGUAGCGCCAACUGUACUGUGAUAGGUAAAUUUUAUUUUUUUGGAACAUAGCUACUUAUACCUAAGAUGUUUGCAGCCAACUGAAACGGAAGUGUUUAUUUAAAGUAUAACUUCGUGCGCGUUCUGAAAGUCACUGGAAUUUUAACACAGGCACACAGUCCAGACUUCUGUGGGAGAGGGCGUUUUUUGGUUGCAAUUUUGCAUUUUGUUGAACUCAAAACUUUUAUUCAUUGUUUACUAGUAAAGGUAAUCAAAAACCACUUAUCAUAUGAUUACCUUAUACUUUUUGCGGAGUCUCCAUGACAUGUCCAUCUUUUCGAAGAGCACUGAAUGGCAUCAAGUGUCUUAGAUGUGUCGUUACCCAGAAAAAGGUCCUUUAUGAUUUCUGACCUCAUUUAUCCAUAACAACUAAUCGGUUUUGUUCUUUAAAAUUGUAAUGUUUCUUUUAGGACCUUCACCGACGUCUACAUCCUCUGUAACGCCAUCUGUAAUAGGAGAACAAGGCAAGCCAGUACUAUUAUUCUUGAAUAAAGGGAAUUUUGUGACGAGGUCAUAAGAAAGCGUAAUUAGUCGUACGUUGCAUCGUGAAGUUAUGCAACUAACCAACUUUACGAAAAGCAUGUGUUUUAAGUCAGUUUUGGGUUCUGUCGCUGUAGCAGCAAUGCUAAAGGUACUACCCUGAUAGGUAAAAAGCGGUCCUUUAAAGGAAUACUGAUAGAGUUUCAUUCAUUCAUUCAUUCAUUCAUUCAUCCAUCCAUCCAUCCAUCCAUCCAUCCAUCCAUCCAUCCAUCCAUCCAUCCCUCCCUCCCUCCCUUCCUUCCUUCCUUCCUUCCUUCCUUCCUUCCUUCCUUCCUUCCUUCCUUCCUUCCUUCCUUCCUUCCUUCCUUCCUUCCUUCCUUCCUUCAUUCAGUCAGUCAGUUAGUCAUUCAGUCAUUUGCUCAUUCAGGCCCCGUCAACAAGAAUCCGAAUAUUUUUGAAAUUGCAAACUAUUUUUAUGCGAAGAAGCUCUCGGCCCAAACCAAACCAGUGAAUCCACUCACCGAAACUGCAUCCUUUGGAAAGCGCUCUCCAGAAUGUUUUAAGGCCCCAUUCACACGAAUCCGAGUUAAAAAUAUACGGAUUGAAAAAUGUCCCGAUUCAGGUUGACGUGGCUACAUUCAUUUAGUGCCUGGCCCCUUUCACUUUUUUUUGUAAUUUACAUCGAAAUUAAAAAAAGGUAUGUCUGUCAUUUCCCUUUAUUCCUCAUGCACAUUUCACUAAAUCAUGUCAUUUUGAAUAAGUUAAUUAUUUAUCUGGCAUAUCAUGCUAACUUCGAACACAGAGAAAUAGACAGAAAUCAAUAAUUAACAUUUCGUCCGUGGGGUGAAAAUAUUAAGUUUAUUGAAUUAACCCAUCUAAGGCCCCGUCCACCCUAAUCUGGAUAAACUGAAACCGCACACUUAGGCAUCGUCCACAUGAAUCAGGACAAUUUUAAAACUUCAUAUUUUUCUCCCGGAUUGGUGUGAAUGGGACCUUAAACGACUCUGGAAAGUGGUUUCACAAAAAUACGGUUUCAUUGAAUGGUUUCUUGUGGACUAAAUGCGAGUCAAAGGCCGAGUCGUGUAAAAAAUUAAUAUAAAAAAAGAUACAACUUCAGAUUAGAUUGGAUUGAGGCCUUAACCAAGUUUGACCGUACAGCUUGUACUAGUGACAAAGCAGUUGGGCGCUCAUCCAGACCUUUAGAUAUGCAAGAGGGGUCCCGGCCUCAACAGUAUUACAUCUUGGCACUGCGGCGAGCUUUAGUUUGACCUUAAAAUUAAAACAGGGGCACUCAACGACCGAACGUUUCCAAAUACGUCAGAAGUAUCUCAAAUGCUUUUCUGUACGCUUUGGAAGCCCGUUUGGAGCUGCUUUAAAAAUCAUUUAUGAGUUCUGAUGUCAGUUAAAACGUCUCAUUUAAAACUGACAUAGUUGAAUGAAAUGGAGCAGCCGUAUUUUCGUCAAACUAAGAUUCUAUGGGAACAUUUGUUUUUAUAUCGAAAUUUUCAAGGGAUCUUUUUAACAACAAUCGCAAUUUCUUGGUGAUUAAAAGUGAAAAGCACAAUCUCCGAAAACUAAGUAGGUAAUUAAAUAGAAAUGCUGAAUUUCUUAGACAAGCGUAACGACAGACAUUUUUAGCUUUUCUCGAGUUUAAGGAUUUCUUAGCAAUAUUCAACCCUACUUUGCAAAUUACAAAAUCAGGUACGUCGACCAACAAAGCUCUUCUUUGGUUCGAAAGUUAUCUUACAAACAGAAAACAGCCCACUAGUGUUGCAACUUCAUUGUUAGAAACACUCACUACUACACAUGGCGUACCUCAAGCCUCAAUUCUCGGCCCAACGCUUCUCAGCCGGUACAUGAAUGAUCUACCGAAGUCAUAAAGUUUAGUAACACCGAAUCUUACGUUGAUGACACUAAGAUAUAUUUUUUGUUCGCGUCAAAGGGCAUUGAUUCAUGACUACGCCAAGUUAGUGAGGAUCUCAAACAUGUUUCAGAGUAGUGUUGCGCUAACCACCUUCUGAUCAAUCCUUAAAAAAACCAUGUUUUCCUGAUUCGGGUGAGGCCAGGAACAUCACCGUACCUUUCCUUGGUAAAGACCUAGUACCUGUAACUUCUGUCAAAGAUCUUGGUGUCAAAACUGACUCGAACCUGACCUUCAAUGGCCAUAUCUCUUCUGUAAUCACUAACCUCAUCUUUUGUCAACAUUAGCUCUAAUAAAUAGAGUACGACACUUGUUCUCUAAAGAUGUACUGUGCAUAAUCCUAAAUUUCGUAGUAUCUAGCCAACUGUUCUACCGCUCGACAGUAUGGUCUGGAACUUCUGAAAAAAACCUCCAUAAAGUACUACUCACGCAAAGCCUUACCCGCCGAAUACUUACUAACACAAAAACGUUUGAUAACAUUGCACCAGUCUUACAUGAACUUGGUUGGCUCACCAUCGAGGGGCUACUAUGCUUACGUGAUGUAACUAUGAUCUUUAAAUGUCUCAAUGGUCUUGUGCCCAGCUACUUUAGUACUAAGUUUGUAUAACGCUCAGAAACUCACUCUUAUUGCAUGAGAGAGAACAAUCAACUUAACCUCUCUCAGCGCCGAACCUCCGCCGCACAGUGUACUUUCCGUUUCAGGGCUUCUAAAUAUUGGAACAGUCUUCCCAAUGAUAUUAGAAACUCUGCCUCUAUUGAGGUUUUUAAAAGGAUUGCCAGGCUUGAGAUAAUCAGAAGGCGGAAAUAUAAAAUUUACCCAUAAUCUGUUGAUCUUUGUAAUUAAUUGUUUAUUAGCUUUUUAAUAAUUGUAGUUCUAGCAUUCAAAUUUAAUUGUCCUUUAUACAGUAUGUAAUUUUACCUAUUUCGCACAUUAUACUUAGUGAAUAAUCUUGUUAAUUAAUUCUGAAAAUCCAAUUGGGAGAAUUAUUAAAUGUAUUAUAUUGUAUAUUUGCUUCUUGGAACAGUUAUUCACAGACAAAAGUCGUUGGCUGACCCUGUUAAAAUAAAGUCGCUAAAGUCGUUGCCAGUCGGGCCCCAUCCCUAGAUCCAUCAGUAUAUACGGUAAUGCCAUACAGAUAAAUACAAGUUUUUUAUGGCAUUCUUUUUGUUACGCACUCACUAUGGAGGUUUUGUGAUUACUUGAGACAGGUUGCACCACCAACUAUACCAAACUCGGUUGUUUCAAAGAUGGAAGGAACCCUCGACCAUUACCUGAGCUCCUUUUUACUGAUCGCGAUGCCCAAAGCAAGGUAUCGAGUAAUAAGACCAUCGACUGGAACAACUGGGAUACAUACAUAGUUGACUUGGUUUGUAGAUGUGCUAACGCGGCAAAGGCUAAGAAGUACUCCCACUUUAGCAUCCAAUAUUUUGGUAAAUGUCAAUAUUAUUGUUAAAAUCGUAGUGAUUUCCUUUUAGCAGAUUAUUAAACUGAGAUAAUUAAGCCUCAAGAAUUUAUAUGAUGGUUAAAAGGACUCCCUGAUGAUGCCGCGACGACACAGCCGAUAUGAUCCUAAAGUUUUGCCCAUCCUUUUUUCCUAACCAAACCUUAAACCGACUAUUUUUAAUCUCUAAAAGCUAAUUACCGUCGGUAUUUACUCGAAAAACCACGUCAGCGCGUAUUAAAUCCUGGAUUAAAUUUUUGCCUUUUCGACUCUCAUUCGGCUGCCGCUUUUAUUCAAAACUAAGUGUUGCAAUCAACAGUACGUUAUCUUUCCACUUUUUCGAGGUUUUAUUGUAAUAAGACAACAACACAGCAUAGUAAGCAACAAGAACAUUAAAAACAAUCAGCAUUAAGAAUUUUAGGGGUAGGGCGCUUCGUUUUGGUUAUUGCCAACGGGCAGCCUCUCGUCUUUGCGAGGCGGCAGCAUAAUAAGGCCGUGGGCGAAAGUUCCAAGGCAGAAUGAAUCUCGAAGGGAUGUGACAGAAAGUAGAAGUGUAAGGUAACUUUUAUGAAGUAUUGCAGAAAAGAGAAUAUAAGAAAAAAUAUACUAGGUAAAGUCAGUAUUUCUAAUUCUUUUUUUUCGAGGAUUCUAAGUUCGCUUAUAAGACCACUAGAUUUUAUGCAAAAUGACCUGUGUGCAACUUCGGACAAUGACGAAUUUCAAUAUCUCGAAAAAUAUGCUAUGUAAAGUUGGGAUUUCAUAUUCUUUAUGCAGUGGAACAGUUUCGCUCACUAUUUUUCUGUUAAUUUUUGCUAAUGAAAUCGAAUAGUGUUCAAACCAUUUUUUAUAAAUUAAGGUAAUUCAUGACAUUUCUAAACAAACUGAACAGGGCGCGGGUAUAGGUACAAUCUUUGCUCGUUGGCACUUAGCGAUAACUAUGAUUAGUUUAGUACUAAUGGUCUUACAAUAAAUACGAGCAGUUCUAAGUUGAUGAAUUACGUUCCUCUCAUAAACAAACUAACAGGUUUUUCUACCAACGAAAAUAAGGUUAGCAAUGUUAGCGUUGGAUGUGUCAUUGAAAAAGUGGAACUUCUGUUAUGUGUUUAAAACGAUAGAGAUGUUGAGAGAACAUUUGAACAGGGCUCCUAAAUGAUUAAUUCAAUGUUCAUGUCAUUGUGUGUUUUGCUUGAUAGGUGAGUGUUGGUCUGGACCAGAUGCCGCCGAGACAUACGAUAAAGAUGGCCCGUCUGAAAAAUGCUUCACGAAAGGUUCUAUGCAAAAAUGUAAUGUCAGUGAUAAUGUAGAGUGUGUUGGCGACCUUAACACCAAUUCCGUCUAUGGAAUCAAUGUGCAAGGUAAUUACAAGUUUUUCUCGGAAUUCCUAACAUAAACUGGUUCAUCGAAUAUCAAACGAGCACCACUGCUGAGAAAUGUCAUAGACUUGGAUCAACCUCUCUAUUUCGAGGGGCAAGCGAACUCCCUUUCUUUCCCUGCUCCUCGCUCUCUCUUGCCAAAUGUGCGUGACUACUCUCGAUAUACUAAAUGGAGAGCUUGCUGGCAGACUCGAAAUGCUAAGAUUUCCAUCAUUGUGAGAGAUAGUUGGUUCGUCAUCAUAAUGGCUUUGUCAAUUCCAAGCCCCAAAGACAUUUGUCAAUUGCUGACACCUACCUUUGACUCUCGACAUCUGCGCUGAAGCGAACAAAUUGAAAAACUCUCGUCUUAAGCCAAACCGUCAAUUCCAAUUACUUUUGCGAGAUUUACUUCCAAUCAUCGGAAUAAAUCGCUCUGUUUCUAGGUAAAAAGCAACCUUCCGAAGCUUUUGCUUUAAAAUGUCGAAAAAGCUUCACCAUAAUUUCGUCUAAUGUUAAACACAUCAUAAAACAGUUCGAAACAAUGACACUUUUUAAUUAAGGGGGAAUUUUGGAAGACAGCACUAAAAGAAAUAACAAAAUCAAAAAUAUCAAUGAAAGAAAGCACGUAAAAUGUUCUGGCUUUUUCCCUUGAAAAAGUUGGGAUAUAAACGUAACGCUUUCGCAAGGACUAAUCAUCUCAUGCCAUGAUAAAAACAAACUGAUAUUUUAACGAUCAGCUUUUCAAUCAAAACCUUUCAGGAACACCUCCGUCCUGCAAGAUUUUUCGUAAACAAUAUAUUUUCGAAUUCAGUUGAAGUUGUGCCUGGUUAAAUGAUGAGAACAGAGAUGCAAAUCUCAAAAGAUGGUCCAUCCAUCCUCGCCAAAAUAUCUAAAUGCGUCAAGUGGAACCAAACAGAAAAACGAGACUGCUAUAUCCUAUACGUUUUGGCUACGUGGCGGUUAGCGGUUAAAGUUGCGUCAUGACUUGGAUUUCUGCCUACUCUAUAUUUGGCAUUUGGAACGACCCAAAGGUAAAUUGGUUCCACGCUAUACACGAUGCAAAGGGAAAAAGCCUUCAAACCCUUUCCUUGAUUCUAUCAAAAGACCUCAAAUGAUCGAUCGUUGACUUUUUUUGCUAAAAAGCAAGCGAAACAGCGCUUGUAGCUGCAGUUGUGGUUAAAUAAAACCAGAAGUCAAGCCAGAGGCAAACCAUAUUACUCUUUCAAUCACUUUCACUCGUGCACGAUAUUAUAGCUAUUUUCCACAUUACUAGCCACAUUAGGUCGCAGCAGCGCAAUCGACUAAUUCGUCAACUAAACGUUUGACAGGUGCACCCAACGACGGUUUCCUUCAAAAUAUGUUGAAAACACUUUUUAGGCUAUCCAGAGUACUUUAAGAUAUCUAGAAAUGCAUUCUAAGCGGCGCUACAAAACUUUUAUCUGUUCGGUUAUCCUAGGGGAAGUUAAGUCUUUUCGAAAUUACAAGGGCUUCAGUAUUAUUUUUCCGAAAAUUUUAGGUGUAAUUUAACAUUUUACGAAAGUGAGAAUUUUUCUGAUUCCUCUCUCCUACACAUUUUAGAAUCCGAAAAUUUUAGGUCUCCUUUUUCUAAGAAAAAUAGUGUAAAGUGGGUAGUAAAAUAUGGAAAAUUAAACUUCAGAAAAUCGUAGGGAAUUUAUUAGAUAAGCUUCGAAAAUUGUACAUGAAUAGAACGUUCAUCUAGAAAUUAUUAGCCGUCCUCAAGCAAAAGAAAAUUAUAGGCAGCGUUUGCUUCUCCGGACAGAUAUUUUAAAGAAAACAGUCGUUGGUUGCCCCCGGUCUGAUCUUGCAGGUCGCGGGUGGCAACCAUCUUUAUAGCUGUGGGGGGAGGGAGGCGAGACAAAUGGAGGGACUGUCGUAACAUCACUAAUGAUCCCUGCAGCUCACUUUUACGGAGCGCGUUGUUCCAGCAACGCUGGCAAUUUGAUUGGUCAUUAGACAAUAGAUGUUAAUUUGCCUUGACCAGCAACAAGUUGCCAACACUGACAAGUCUAAGCGUUCGCUUAACUUUAAAUUUUUGUGUUAUUUUGGAUCUUCAUCGUUUUGGGCCCACGAAACUGGUGGAGGAAUAUAUUUAUUUCCGAUUGGCGUGAGAUAGGGCAGACUCUUCUUGACCUUUCAUGGAGGAGGGAUGAUAUAAGACCCGUUUGCUCACAAGCAUUAUUUUCAAAACCCGAUGCUAUUGCGAAUUUGCAAGGCAAAUUUUGCAAACACACGCAGGAUUUUUGGUAUUUUGAAGAUCAAUCACGCAAGCCAACAUGUUUUUGAUGCAGCUCGGCCAGGGAAAUUUUGUUAAUUCCAAAAAUCUAGGAGUAAUAUGGUUUUUGCCAAAGGAAUUGAAAUGAACGCUACAAAUACUGUGUCAGAAAUUUAUGGCUUUUUAUUAGGAGUUUUAAUCAUUCUAAUUGGUGCUGAAGAGAGCAUGCUUUCACGUAGAUUGCGAAAUGUUUCAACUGUGCAUGUUUGCCGAUUUUAUUUGGAAAAAAUCUUUUAUUCUAGUAACUGCAUUUAUAAUCACUGUUUCGAAAGGAGAUAUUUGCAAACAUACGAAAUCGAUGCUAAAUCUGUAUGGUAUGUUUUUGACGGUAAGGGGAAGCUUGUUAAUUAAUGACUGGUAAUAAGACGUGAAACUCCUGUCACGUCCCCUGCCCCUCAAAAAAAAAAAACAACUUUGAAGCCAAUCUGGCCAUCACCAAUCCUUUACUUGGCUCUCCGUCCAAGUAAUAUACUUGUGACCCUCUUGUGAAUCCAGAAUUUGUGUAUCUAACCACUUACAUAUGCAAUUCACCCCAAACAGAUGUUUUUUUCCUAGGGUUUUAACAGCGCUUUUUCCUUCAUUUCCAGCACCAAAACCUCGUAUUACGGAAGCAACUCCAUCGCUUCCAUCCUUGACGGCCGUUACCACGCCUCCGCCUAUAACCAGUAAGUUGCCUGUCGUACAGACAGGGAGAAUGUUUAUAUUAAGAGGCCUUCAAUCAUGAUCUUAAUAGUUUUAAUUUCUGUUUUUAUGUUGACACUUUUUUGAUCCUUUCCUUCUCUUUGCUCAAAUUUGGAAAUGAACGUGACUUGGCGAUCUGACGUAAAGGAUCGAUAGCCUUCUAUUUUGUCGCUCCAUUCUAAAAAUAAUCUCAAGUCUAGGUCUUAGUAAAGGAGAACCAUUGUACCGUUUUAUAUUGCAGCUUUUACUUAUUUGCCCAUAGGCUAAACUAAAACUGAAAACGCUUCAAAUUUUUACUUCAAUGGGUGGUACAAGAUUUAUAAUUUAAGUUAUUUUAGCAACUGCUAAAUCCGUGUGGCUAGAGUGGGACUGUUUUAGUUUAAGGAUCUCUACUCUGUAGAACAGCGACAGUCAUUUCAAAUGGGACAUCAUGCAAAACAAUCAAGUAACGGUAAGUAAGGUUAAAUGGUCUUCCCUGUUCAAUAUAUAUUGUACACAAAACAAGAGUUUCCGUACAGUGUGAUAAAUGUACAUGUAUACUCAUGAAUCAUGAACCCCAAGGUGUUCUCAGAAAGACUAGAACAACAGUAGUACUGAAAGCGCAGAAAUCCGAAGAAACCAAAUGAUUCGAAACUCAAUGUUCCACGUAUCCUAACCAUAUCAUAAACAGCACUCGGCUCCAUAAUCACUAUUUCUUUUUAUUAUAAGGUACUAUUAUUAUUAUUGACUCGGUUUUGCUUGCAGUGCCUACUCCAACUCCUUCAAGCACACAAAUUAUACCUAGUACUUCAGUUACGCCUCCUCCCGAUAUCUUAAAAGGCAAGUUGUUUUAUUAUGCGAAGAACCACUCCCUGAAAACAAGUGUCUAAAAUGAAAACAAUACCGACCACUGGAAGAUGAAAACUGGUAUUUGUAGAAUACCUGCUAGACUAAGCCAGGAAUUUUACAUUUCCAAUCAAAAUAAACAUUUUUAGUUGUUGAAAAUAUUUUGAAUGAAGACUAAUAUUUAAGGGAUCAAAUCUCUAAUGAUAUAAAGUAUUAUGUCGAUCAAUGAAAGACGGUGUCAUCACUAUCCUCAAUGUGCAUAAUCCUUUUUGUCAUAAUCAGUCACAUCCGAUAAUUGUUUUAUUAUUCAUUUAAAAUAAUUUCUUUUUGACAAACAAGCUAAAACGUGCUUACCUCCAUCGAUGUUAAGUUCAUCUUCAAUUGCCUGUUUAUCGGCAAGUUUAGGAGAUAAAGGGUUGACUGUUCAGUACUGCAAUUAUUCUCCAAAUAGCAGAUUUCGUCCCCCGAGUUGUCUUGCUGUUCUUGCUAUGUCUUUAGCUAAUAGUUCAUUUAUUUUUUCGUUGCGAAACGAGUGAAAUGUUCCGCCAUUUUGUACACACUACUAAAGCAACUCAAUCUCGUGCCCUGGUCUUCUCGGUUAACAGCUCAUUUUUCUGGCAAUUAUUCUGCACAGUUGACGUCAUUUUCCACAUUGCUAAAUAGUCCAUUUCCACGAUGACAUCAUUUUACUACUAAGACCAGAAUCCUUCAGGGUUUUGCUUUCUUGUUCAAAUUAGGGCUUUUGUUAUUUAAACCUCGCUGUGAUUUCAAAAUUUAAAUAUGAAAAGAAAAACGAAAAGGGUUCUGGUCGUAGUAAAAUGACGCCAUCGUGCAAAUGGCCUAUUUGGUCGACAGUAACUGGUAAUAAUGAAUUACACGUGGGAUUUUAGCCUAUCAGAAACGGAGAAAUAUCUUGAAUGAUUAAUAAUAGCAUUACUAUUUACCAUUUUGUGGAGGAUGUAAACAAGAAACAACAAACUUUUCUUUCUGUUUGGUAUGAAGUUGGAUAUUGUUCUCAGGAAUUCAACCUCAGAAGAGUUCGCCUACAAUUGACAAAGUAAUUAAGUGAGUUGGAAUAAACACGAUGGAGAUUGGAAGAGCGGUAAUUCACUUUUUAAGUGACGUUUUCGCUGCUUUCGCCGCCAUCGGAUCUUUAAAAGGUCCUAAAAUGUAAAAUUAAGGCUCCUGAAUACAAUAAACACCCGCUUAUAAGAACAAAUGGAUUAAGAACAUCAGGCUGAAAUUUGGCCCAUAAAGCAUUAUAUCUAUAAGAACCAGCUCAAUCUGAUAAAUAAAACAUGUUCUUAUAUAAUAAGAAGAGAGUGACGGAAUAAGAAAGUAGAAUCAGUGGAACUGAAGUAUAGUAGUCUGUUCGACAUUACAUGAACGUUAGAAAGACAGCCGAGCAGUCUAAAAGCUCUAUCAAAUGCAACUGUUGUGGUAAAUCAUUCAAAGGCAAGCAAUAUCUUGACAGCCACGGGAAAUUUAAGCACCGACAGCCAAGAAGGGAUCAUAGCAGGGCUCAAGAUUUGGAAAUAAUAUGUCCUCUAACAUCAACAACUUGCACUUGACGACCUCACCGAAUGAGGCAGAUGCUUACAGUUCACAACUGCUUGAAGAUCAGUCGUCGGAAUCCAUUCCUAUUGCUAACUUAACUUCUAGUAACAUGUUAUCUGUAGUAUUUUUGAAAUAAGAACAUAUUGAGAACAUCUUCAGGUUGAUUUCCCACCAAGCACCCGAUAAAUAAGAACUAAAUCAGCUUUAAUCCCGAAACCAUGUGUUCUUAUAUGCGUGUGUUUACUGCAUACUAAUGUCGUUUCCAUUAUUUUAAGAUAGGUUGUAACAUCACAUAUACCAAAGUCGGCUGUUUUAAGGAUGACAGAAAGAAGAAAAGGCCAUUACCUGAUAUUCUUUUUACUGACCGCGAUCCUUCAAUGAAGAAGAAGUGGAGCGGGUAUAGAAUCGACUGGAAAAACUGGGAUGAAUACAUAGUUGAUGUGGUGUGCAGAUGUGCUAAUGCGGCAAAUGCAAAGAAGUACUCUUAUUUCAGCGUCCAGUAUUAUGGUGAUUAUUUCUCAGUGUUCGCUUGUUCCUUUUACAUUAUCAAUAAUUUUAAACUAAUCAAACCUUUAAUACCACAAGUCAGUAAACCUGGGAAAUUUGCGAAAGUGGCCUCUUUCAGUCACAGUCCAAUCAAAACAUGUUUGCAUGCAAAUUAGUUUUGGCCUAGAGCAUUUUGUUUAAACGUCUUCGUUUUAGGCCUGUUGUCGAAUUACCUUUUUAUGUGCUUAAUUUAAUGCCUAUGGAGCCUAUUGUCAUGACGUCACGGCGGCCAUAUUGGUGUUCCAAAACAAUGAAACGGCGGCCAUAUUGGUGUUGCAAACAAAUCCUGAGGGAGUUGAACUCUUUUCUUAAGUAAAAAAUUUCUUUUUUUCCCAUGAAUUUUCCUAGAUGCUGGGCACGUGGGUGAAUACGUGCUAUAAAGCGUUUUCACUCAAGUGGCCAGCAUCUAUGCAAAUUUUUUGAAAAAAAGGAAAGCUUUUGCAUAAGAAAGGAGUUGGCCGCCGUUUCAUUGUUCCCAAAACAAUGAAACGGCGGCCUUGUUGGUGUCCCAAACCAAUCCUGUCUUUUGCUCCAAUAAAUUUGUAUAGAUGCUAGCCAUGUGAGUAAAAACGCUCUAUAAGGAAAAUACAUUCUUUUCGCAAAUAGCCCACGUUCGAUAUGUCUAUGUCUCCGAGGCUUUCUGUUAAUUUUUUUGUAUUUGGAUUGGUUUUCUUUGCUAUCAAGUCUCUUCUGGGAAUUGCGAGACAAUGGAGUCGGAAAAAAUUGCAAUUUUGACUCGAAAUCUCUGAGUCAUGUUAGAAUGUUAAUAGGGCCAUUUAUACGAGUAUGUCUUUCUAAGACGAGAACAGCUCGUAUAAAUGGUUCGCGUCUUAUUUCUGUUCUUGACUCGUUUUCCUGUGAAUGCUGCCCGUAGCAUCGGCAAUCCAACGUGGCGCGCCAGAAAUUAACGCAUGCGUACUAUGCGUUCGCGUCUUAUGUAAGACGCGAAGGUCAUUUAUACGAAGUUUUUCUCGUCUUAGCUAAGACGCGUCUUCUCUAAGAACAGGUGUUAAGGGCUGUUCUAAAACAAGACGCGUCUUAGCUAAACCGCGUCUUAUCUUAGACGAAAUGUGCUGUUUAUACGGAAAGUUCGCUUCUUAUUUUAGACGCGUCCUAUGUAAGACGCGUCUUAUUUUUCCUCGUAUAAAUGGCCCUAAUAUAUCGACCGUGGGCUAAUCUCAUUCGGCACUUGUGAAGUAGGAUGUUUUCAGGGCUUUUAAAAGGUAUAUGCGAUUUUUGUACUGCGUCAGGUUGGCAUAGGACGUCGUUGACUUUUGCGUAAGGUUAACAAAUUUUGUUCAGUAUAUAUAUGGUCAAUAUACAUGAAACAUUUAUGAGCUUGUGAAACUCUUGUUAGGUGAAUGUUGGUCUGGACCAGAAGCCGCUGACACAUAUAACCGAGCUGGCAAGUCUAAAAAAUGCGUCACGAAGGGAGUCAAUGUGCCGUGUAACCUCAACGAUAAUGUAGAAUGCGUUGGCAAACAAAACACCAAUUUCGUCUAUUACAUUACUCCUAAAGGUAACUCUGUUUGUAAAAUAAUCAUGGUCUACGCACCUUAAGGUGUUUCGAUACAAUUUUUCCCCCGAUUUUUUUUCAUUCGAUUGGUAGCGGAGUACCGUGGGUAAAAAAAUCAAGUAAUCUACCCAUCCGAGAAAAUUUGGUAAUCACGUAACCAUACGCCCGCUUGUCCAUCGCCCCGCACCACAGGACAACCAAUGUAAAAUAACUCAAUCAACAGGUAUGGUAACCCAAAUGCAACUCGAGGUUAUUUUGGCGGGAAAUCGCAUAACCACCGGCGUCUUGUAAAGCCGAGACAACUAAAGAGUCAAUAAAGACGAAAACGGAAUGCGGGAAUUGUUUCUGUAUCCGUGUUGUCUAAAGUAGUUAGCUAAGAUUAAUUGUCAUGUCCACAAAUUUGGAAUAUAGAGCAGGAGAAAGACAGAGAA